Messenger RNA from Brassicogethes aeneus, 8477 nucleotides. Lineage: Eukaryota; Metazoa; Arthropoda; Insecta; Coleoptera; Nitidulidae. The record is from the annotation of a GenBank genome assembly.
UAACCCCGAGAUUAUUAUGAACAUCUUUUACCGUAUAAUAAUGUAGUUUUAUUUGUUGACCGAAUAAUAAUAAAAAUAAGUGAUUUCUAUGAAACUCAGUGUAUACAAUUUGAACUACCUAAAUGACGUUUAAAUUAGCCGCUCUUUUGUUAUAUGCUCUUUUCUAUUCAGGAAUGUUUUUUUAAUGUUUACUUUGUGUUUCGUUCAAAUUUGUUUGUUAAAUCUCCCUUAAAAUAAACAUUGUUAUAUAGUUAUGUGCGUGUUGUGGUUUUAAAAUGAGCCAACAACUAGAGGAACAAAUCUUCCUAUUGGAAUCAAGAAGAGUCACAGACAGAAAAAAAGCCUGCGAAUAUCUUUUCGGCAACAUAAACGACCCUGAGAUUAUCCAGCAGCUGAAUAAUGGGGGUUGGAAUAGGCUCCUUACAGGGGUGCAACACUGCUUAUUAAAGGAUGCUGACAAACUAUUCGAUGAUAUGAAAAAAAAAGGCACUGAUCUGUGUUCUUGUUACAUAUCAUCCGAUCUGUAUCUGGCCGUAUUAAGAUAUGGCCUUCAAGAAAAAGAUGUCCUUAAUAUUCAGGAUAUAACUGAACACAUCAUUUCAUGCCUAAGGAAUGUAAAAAUGAAAAAAUGCUUUGAAGUUUCACUAUUAACCGCCCUAAAAGAUUUUGUGUUAUUGCCGGAAAGUAACAGAUCUGAAUUGGAUGUAGAUCACUGGGAAAAUUUGUUUGAUUUGUUGAAAUCAUUCUACGCCAAAGCCAAUGUAACUUCAGAUUUAAAAAAGCAUUACAUAAAAUGUUUGAUGUUGUUGUUUAAAUUUGCUCCAUCAUGUGGUUAUUCCCCUCAAAGUUACAGAGAUGAGGUGGUAUUUAUCAAUAAUUUGGUGGAAAAUGUCAAGAAAUCUCAUCACAAAGUUAUACAGCAGGAUAUCGUCGAGAUUGUCACAGAUUUUUGUUUUAAUAUUGCUAAAGAUCGCAGAAUAACUUGUUGUGAGUUGGGGGAUUGUACUUUUUUGAAUUUGUUUGAGCUUUAUGAGUGUAAUGGAAGGGAAGAAGAACUUAAGUUGAAUGGUACAAAUGAUUUAAAUAUGAGUUUAUCUAUGACCACUGUAAGUCAAAUGCCAGCUCAAAAAAAAGCCAAAAUUGAUGAAAUAAGUGUUAUAAGUAUCAUUCACAAUAUAAAAACAAAUAGGGAGUGGCCUUGGAUAAAUUUGUUAAGCUUCACCCUGAAAAAAUAUCCAUCCUUAAUAGAUUUAGAUGGUAUUGACAAUUUUCUAAACAUUUUAUCAUCUAUAAUAAUAGAAAGUCAGGAAAUAAAUUUAAAAUAUCAUGCUUACCAAUGUUUGAUUAUAUUGGAAGAAAUUGAAAAUAAAAUCAAUGUUGGAAAUAAAAAAACCGUUUUAAAGCAGUGGAAAGAAAUCUCAAAAUAUGCAUUAUUAUCUAUGAAUAACAUUGACAAUACUCAAAUACUCGUAAGAAGAUUAGUUUUAAGGAAAAAUAUUGUUGAUGCAGAAAAACUGCUGCAAAAUUUUUUGAUUUCAAAGUACACCAGCGAAAAUGGACUUAAAACAUUAUUUGCAUUACUGCCACAAAUAAGUUUUCCUAGAUCUGAUACAACAAAGCAGGAGUCCAUUAUAAAUUGGUUGUUUAAUUUGUAUUCAACAAAGUUCUUGUGUUGUAAAGAAAGCGUUUUUAUAUUUGGUUGCUUGCUGUUCAAGCAAUGGCCCCAUGAAAUUUAUUUGGAGGAUUCAAUAGAGGAAAAUAGUAACUGUGAUAUCACAGAUGUUUACUAUAAAAUAAAUUUAAAUAUGGAUGAUACUAAAGAAAUAACAGAUGAGAAACAUUGUGUUGAGAAUAGAGUUAUAGAUAAGGAAGCGCUGUAUAAGUUGAUGAUAAUUUUACAAAAAAACUGCGCACCAAAAGAUGUAGAAAGUACUCUACAUGUCACAGAAUUUUUAGUCAACUUAAUUGAUUUCAUCUUGGAUAACAAAAUACGAGAAGACUGUCCCACUUUGGUGGAAUUGCUCCAAACUAACAUGGAGAAAUUGGAAGAUUUUUUUUCUUUGGCAAACAAAAAUGCCCUUCUAAAGAACAUGGUUUCCCAUAUGAAUAUUCUGUACAGGAUAUUUUCGCCCAAGAAGAACACAGAUGUUUCCCUUCUAAUCAGAAAGCUGGUUUCAGAAUCUUUGUUGAAAGUUAUCUUUGAUUGGAAUCAUUUUAUUCAGGAAGAAAAAUCGAAUGGCAACGCUUCUCCACAAUUGUUUAAAAUCAAGGAAUCUCUGAUGAAAACAUUGUCUUUGUACAGUUUUGUAUCAAGUCAAGAUGAAAUUCUUGAAAAUCAAACGUUUGUCCUGGAUGCUCUUUGCGAUUGUGACAAUAUCGAUUUUGUUGAUGAAGAUGGCUGUAAAAUUGUAAAUUUUCAUUUGGUUCUCGUCGUUUUAAAGCAUUUAAAAUAUGCCACCCCAGGUUUAUUGACAAAUGCAAUUGCUAAGAAUAUUGUCGACCAUAUACAAAAACUAUGCGAAAAAAAGUAUCGUAUAUAUGAUUAUGUAGUUUCUGUAUUAGAUGUAUUAAAAUAUUUUUACCCUCACAUGGCGCAUUUAAACAGAGAAAUUCAGGAGAAGGGUAUUGGAAUAAUGUCGACUUUUAAUGAUAACAAAGAUAAGUAUGGCCCAAAAGUUUCCUAUGCUAUAUUGGACUGUAUUGAAAGUUUAUAUAAGGUGGAUCCAGCAGCUUCUUUUACCAAAGUGGAAGGCCAAGAAUUAAUUGCGCUGGUGCCGGAUUUUCUAUCUAAUGAGCACAUUGAAGUGCGACUUAAAGCUAUAGAAACUUUGGUAUUGUUUUUCGUAGUAACUUCAAAAAACAAAAAUAUCUCCGACAUACAUCGACAAGAAAUUGUUAUCCAUACGAUAUAUGAAGUUGUAAGAGACAGUGAAAAAGAAGUUCAAAAAAGUGGCUCCCCCGAUGAUAUAGCAAACAUAAAUGCGACUGUUUUGUUAAUGUUUGCAAGAUUGAUGUUGUCUUGCACCUUUUGGAUAGAAGAAUAUUUGUUAUGUUUGAUGAAACUUAUACAGGUUGUAAACUUACAAUCCGUGGAUAAAAUUCUUACAACUGUUAGUCUAAAGUUAACCAAUUCAAAAUCGCAAAAUAAUUUUUUGGAGAGCAAUCUCCCAAAUCUUAUUGAAAAAUGGAUUAACCAAGGCAACAAGUUGGGGCAGUUCCCUUACAAAUUGUUAAAUUGUUUGAAUGAAAUUCAAUUUUACAAAAAAUAUAUCCACAUUUGCGUUCCGUUUUUAAUCAAGGACGAUGCACAGGGCCUGAAACAAGCAGCUGACGAAUUGAACACGUCCCAAGAAAAUCUUAUUAUACAAGCGAUUCCAAAAAUUUUCACAAAACUUAUAUACGAAGAAAUCGAGAACUUAUCCACCGAAAAAGUCACAAAAAACAUAUACAUGUUACGUCUUUCAAACUACAUGAGCCAAAACAAAAUAAUGGACAUUCUGAAAAAUAACUUGGAUGAAAUUAUUUUGAAUUUGUUGCUGUUUGUCACUGAUAGUAAAAAAAUUUCGGAAAAAUUUGGCGAGUCUGUUUUGUUUUACAACAAAUAUAUGAGCUAUGAACAAUUUUUAGAUUGCCUGAGGUUUUUAAAAGAGUUUUUGGAUUUAUAUGAUGACUUACUACCCCAUUUGUUGUUAAAACAAAGCAAAAAAAUCGAGAGAAUCUUACUGGGCCUAAAAUCGAAUAUAUACAACACCAUAACUUUGCAGGAUAAAAUAAAACAUUUCCAUCAUUACACCAUAGUUUUGAGCCUUAUAUUGAAGUGUAUAAACGAAAAAAGUAAUUUUUCGGUGUAUUUUAUAAGGGAUACGUCACAUUACUUAAUAAAUCUUAUGAAAUCUAGGGGCUGUGAAAGAUUUAGGAAAGUUGUGACGGUGUUUAGCUUGCAGUAUUUCAAAGAUAUAAUUCCGAAAUACGGUGAUAUUUUCCAGCAAUUUUUUAUUUUUGUGGUGAAUUCCCUGAAAAAUAUAAUAAUCACAAACGAAUCUCUUAAAAUGGAUUGCCUUGAGAUCGUAAAUUUUCUUAUAGUAAAAAAUAUCACCUAUUUAUCUGAUGCCAUAUCAAAGCUAGAUACAUUCCCUCGAACCGAAGAGUUCGAAAAGUUCAACACAAUCAUCAAAAACUUAAAGUACAAUAACAAAAAUGUGACCUUGCAAGAAGAAAUCGAUUUCUUUUUAAACUCAAACGACGAUGAGUGUAACUCAUCCCAAGUAGACAGUUUAAAGCAGUUGAGAACAAUUUUGAUAAAAGAAAAAGUUCAGCUGAAAAAUAUGUAUAAAGAAUUGAAAAACAUACGCGGUUUUUCCGAGGAUUGCAUUGAAAGCCAUCUGCACAGAUUGAUUGCAAAAUUGGUUAAAAUGACUUGGGGAAACGAUAAAAGUGUAAGCUCAGAGGCUGUGAAGUGUCUUGGAGAGCUAGGGCCAGCUAAUCUUCUAACAUUGAUAUUGCAACCUGAGCAAAGUCUGGAAAAUGAUAAAUUUUGGGCGUUCGAAAUGAUAAGCGGAAUAGCAGUUUUACUGUUGUCAAAAUAUAUUGUUGAUUGUGAUAUAAGAAUCGCCAGAGUUGCUUCUAAUGCCCUACAUGAUGUUUUAAAUAGUAAGGAAGCUAUGGCGAUGACAAAUGCUUCCUUUAGCUUUAGCAAAAAAGGUUCCAUUGAUAAACGCUUUUUGGUUCCUUAUAUUGGUUCAGAAAAAUUAACCCAGAACACCACUGUGGCACUGAAUUACGAAAGGUGUAUUUCAUCGAUGAAUUCCGAUGAACUUUGGUGCCCGAAAAAUAAUAUAACCCACGAACUCUGGGUGGUUGAAUUGGUUAGAGCGUUACUGGAAGCGUUUAGGGAUGAUUGUUUUCUACCGAAAUUAAUACCGAUUUGUGAUGAGAAGAUUGAGAUUUGCGAGGACCUUUUGCCGCACCUCAUUUUCCAAUGUCUGCAUGACAACAAGAUAGCGAAGAUUUUGUCCACAAAAAUCAACCAUUUUUUCGAGAAACAAUGGUUGUGUUCUUUGAACAAAUCCUCCAGUGAAGAUGUAAUUAGAGAUAAAAGAACCGUCAAGUGUAUGUUGAACGUUGUUGACUUUGUUAGAUUGAAGAAAUCCUAUGCAAAAUACCACAAAGCUAACAAGUUAGAUGUCAGCUAUUUAUACGUAGCACAAGCUUCGCAAUAUUGCGAUGAUCAUUUCGCAGCGUUGCUGUAUGCUGAACUUUACUGCUACUCGAAAUUGGAGGAGGUUGAAAAAAAACAUUACAAACCUCUGCCGUCUGGUUACACGAAGCAUGAUUUGAUCUACGACAGUUUGGAUACGGAAACGGCUAAGGCAAUGCACAAUAUUUUUCGUAAAGCUUAUAAGGCAAUAGGCGACUUGGACGCAAUGAACGGUUGCGGCAUAUCGUUCAUUCUAGAGCCCGAGUUCCGCGUCGAAAGUUACAAGGACUCGAAUCAGUGGGAUCAGGUGGCCCACUUCUACGAAAUGCAGGUCGGACGCGGUGACAUUUCCUGCAAGAAAAGGCUAAUGGAUAGUUUGAAAAUGUGCUCUCUAUACGAAGUACCUUUGCUAUGCGCGAGCGGUAUAGAAGAGCAACAGUACGAGUGCCUUUGGAGGUUAGGUCAUUGGAAUUUCGAGGAACCGACCUCGAAUGCAGAGGUUAAGCUGGACGUGAACGACUUUGAAAAGUUCAAGUUCCGCUAUCUAAAAUCCUUGCACGACGACGAUAAGUUUAACUUUGAAAAAUCGACGCACCUGCAAAAUCUCUGUCUCGUGGAAAAACUCAAGCAAACGAAUUUGGAGUGCAGCAAAAAUUUGUACCCGAUUCUUACGGAGGUGCAGUCUUUGGUCGAGGCGCUAGAUUUUGCCGAGGCCUUCGACAGCGGGGAUUUCGAAGGCCUGCUUCAAAAAUGGCGUUUGCAGGAUUUGAUUAGUGAAGAUUCGGAGUUUAGAUAUAUCGAGCCCAUUAUCGCGCAACGCGUGGUUUUAUUGAAAAGCUAUCUGGAGAUCGCUAAAAACAAGGGUCUAAAGGAAAUAUUGGUCGAUAUGAUGUUAAAAUUUGCAGAUUUGGCGAGGGAGGAAAGUGAACACCGCGUGGCAUCAAGAAUAUUAACGGAUUUGCAGCAAAUGUCGAAAGUAAAUGACAUUCAAAAAGCCAAAAUCGAUUUGUCUCAGGCUCAGUUGUGUUGGGCUUUAAAUGACAAACUGGCUGCCAAACACAUACUCAGAAAAUUGGGGCGAAAUGAAGAAGAAAAUCCAAUUAUAAGGUCUAGAGCUUUGAAGCUCUCAGGGCAAUACAUGGUAGAGACCUAUUCCGAAAAUAGGCAAACCAUUAUUGCAGACUAUUUUUUGAAAUCGCUGGAUAUCAUCGAUAAAACCGAUACGGAAAGUACAAGGCAGGAAUCGGAUAAUAUUGUAGAUACGUACGAUAAAUUGGCAUCCUUUGCUGAUAGAGAAUAUCAACAGAUUGUUCUUCACAUGAAAUCGGACAUUUUCCAAAAGAAAAUUUCGAACAUGGAAAAAUCUAAAGAAACAGCAAGGUUAAUAAGAAGCAAAAAAAACCAAACAGAGGACGAAAGAAGGGCUGCAGUUAUACAUGAAAAACAAAGCAAAAUCGACGAAGACGAAAUCGAAAAUAAUAAAAAAGAGAGAGAUAAUUUUUUAAAAUUGGCAUUACGGUACUAUCUUAAGAACCUGCAAAGAAGCGACAAAAACAACAUAAGAAUCUUCCGUGUGAUGUCUUUGUUCCUCGAAAACAGAGCAAACGCUUCCAUAAAAAAAAUCAUCGUUGAAUGUAUGAACAAAGUCCCGAGUUACAAGUACAUCGACAUGCUACCCCAGUUGGUACCGCAUAUAUCCGAAGUCAACUUGGACUUGUUUGCCACGGAAAUUUUCAACAUCGUAAAAAAAUGCGCCCUCGAACAUCCGCAUCACACGUUGCCGCUGCUGUUGUCGUUAUCGAACGCAAACGAAGACCGCAGGUUUACCAAGUCCAAAACGAACACGUUCUCGAACGACGACAGGGUGUCCAGCGCGAAUAGCUUGCUGAGAAAAGUCAAGGAUACCAUGGACUCUGAUCUUGUGGAUAGGAUGGACAAAGUUGCCAAAGCCCUAAUAGAGCUGGCUUAUUACGAAGCCAAAAAUACCAACGCGAGAAAAAUCGACUUUAGUAUACCAUCAUCUUUGAAAGUUACAAGGAUACGGUCUUUUGAUAAUGUUUUGCUACCAACCCUCCUUAUAAAACAACGUACUAUUUUUUUGACAGGAAUCGCUUCGUUUAGUGCAAGCUUCAGCAAUGUGGGUGGUAUCAAUGCGCCCAAAAGAAUUAAAUGCAGGGGAACUGACGGUAUCGAAAGAUCCCAGUUGGUCAAAGGGCGCGAUGAUUUGAGGCAAGAUUCCGUGAUGGAACAGGUUUUUACCAUUAUGAACAGUUUGUUGGCCAGUAAUAAGCAAACCACGUGCUUGAGAAUCAGAACAUACAAGAUAAUGCCCUUAUCUAUGAGAAGUGGCAUACUAGAAUGGGUAGAUAACAGCAUGCCCAUAGGAAAUUACCUUGUUGGGGGCCCAGGGCUUGAGGGGGCACAUUCUCGGUACAAAUCCAAGGAAGAGUUAUCUCCCACAGAGUGCCGAAACCAAUAUAAGAACGGAGUCGGUGAGUCCCAGGAGGUUCGCUUAGCGAUCUUCAAUACGAUUUGCAAGAGGAGCAAGCCGGUUUUCCACAAAUUUUUCGAAGAACACUUUUUGCAACCAACAGUUUGGUACGAAAGGCGCAGGGCCUACAUACACAGUAUUGCCACCACCAGCAUGUGUGGUUAUAUACUGGGUAUCGGCGAUAGGCACGUCAGCAACAUUUUAGUCGACAAAAACACCGCUGAAGUUAUACACAUUGAUUUUGGUAUAGCAUUUGAACAAGGAAGGUGCCUACCAACCCCUGAAACCAUACCAUUCAGGCUUACCAGAGAUAUAGUUGAUGGUAUGGGUAUAUCUGGUGUUGAGGGAAUUUUUAAAAGAUCCUGUGAGAAAACUAUGGAAGUCCUUAGAACAAACGCACAAACAAUACUAACAAUUUUGGAGGUUCUUCUUUAUGAUCCUUUAUAUUCUUGGAGUGUCACUCCCGCUGAAGCCAAUAAAAGACAAACUGACGAUUUGGACGAACAUUCCGACACAGAUGAUUCCUAUGAAGAAUCUGGCAAAGAACUGAACAUAACUGCCGAGAGAGCGUUACUGCGUCUGCGCAGUAAGCUGCAAGGUACCGAAGAGGGAAAUCAAGCGAGCAUUGAGCACCAAGUCGGCACUUUAAUCCAGAAGGCUAUGGAUCCUUCAAAUUUGUGCCGCCUUUUUUAUGGUUGGCAACCUUAUUUAUAAACUAAGUGUUAAAAUGUUCCUCUCUAUUUGUUAGGAACUACGUAAGUGUUUAUUUAAUUAUAUUUUUGAUAAUGU